AUGCCGCUCUUCUUCAAGGACACGGUUCCCAGGCCGUCUCUCACUUCGUGGAGCAAGGUCUUGUACUUGCAGCAGCCUUUCGAAGACAACUACGUCGACGAUUCCUUUCUCAACUCCCUUGUCUUGAACGCCCAUGUUACCCGCUACGAGCUGCAAGAGCUUUGUUGCAGUACCACGUCAAUAAUCCGGCAAUUAUGCUUGGUCGUGAUCUUCGUGAAUGUUUGGUGGAAGGCCCAGCUGGAGUACGACUUCCGGUGGCUUUUUGCCGUCGGAGGGUUGCUCUUUUCUUGCCACCUCUGGCUUUGCGUCAGCAUUCGACCUUUCACCGGCGUCCUGAAAGCUUGCGCUAUCGUCUUCCCACUUGGA
This is a messenger RNA of Symbiodinium necroappetens, 366 nucleotides long. NCBI's taxonomy places the organism in Eukaryota, Dinophyceae, Suessiales, Symbiodiniaceae. The record is from the annotation of a GenBank genome assembly.